UGGAAAAAAAAAGCAUUACUGAGCAACCAAGUCACAGCAGUAAGUUUUGCCGCGCUCUAACUGAAAGGCUUGGGUACGAGACAGCUACGAGAACAACCUCCUCCUCCUAAUCAUCCUCCUCCUCCACCACCUCUCCUUUAAUGCCCCUUCUCCAAAUGGCAGUGUCGACAAUUCGGCAAAAAAAUGUGAGGAAGCACAAAACUACCAUGAAUGACGAAAGAUUUCAGCUUGCUUUCAUCACUAAUCGUAUAUACAAUGGUUCAUUAAAAGGCGAAUAAAGAGGCAGGUACGUUAUUUGCGCACGCGUGCUUCCAACAGACUUACAGGUCCAUAAUGAAAUAUUAAUUACUGAACACUUUUUGAUAGACGUGAUCUUUACGCGUGGUGAGGUAGGCCGAUCAGCAGUGAAGUCGAGAGAAUACAUCAUGGGGAAUACUCUAACUAGAUUGUUCAAACGCUUGUUCGGUAAAGAAGAGGUGCGGAUUUUGAUGGUCGGCUUAGACGCGGCGGGAAAAACGACAAUUCUAUACCAGUUAAAACUGGAGGAACCCGUCACCACUAUUCCAACUAUAGGAUUUAACGUCGAAACGGUCGAAUACAAAAAUAUCAGUUUUACUGUAUGGGACAUAGGCGGACAGGACAAAAUCCGUGUUUUAUGGCGGCUUUAUUAUCAAGAAACCCAAGGACUUAUUUUCGUUGUGGACAGUAGCGAUAGAAAUCGCGUUGCAGAAGCGAAAAACGAGUUGUUUCGACUUCUAGCCGAGGAUGAACUUCAGGAAGCUGUUCUUUUGAUCUUUGCAAAUAAACAAGAUCUACCAAACGCCAUGUCUACCGCCGAGCUGAGCGAGAAGUUAGGGCUGCACAGUUUAAAGGGAAGAAGCUGGUUUAUUCAGGCAACGUGCGCGCUGAAAGGCAAAGGACUUUACGAGGGUUUGGAAUGGCUUUCUCAACAGAUUCGAGAACAACAGAUCAAAUUUACAUGGUACGUUAUUUGCGCACGCGUGCUUCCAACAGACUUACAGGUCCAUAAUGAAAUAUUAAUUACUGAACACUUUUUGAUAGACGUGAUCUUUACGCGUGGUGAGGUAGGCCGAUCAGCAGUGAAGUCGAGAGAAUACAUCAUGGGGAAUACUCUAACUAGAUUGUUCAAACGCUUGUUCGGUAAAGAAGAGGUGCGGAUUUUGAUGGUCGGCUUAGACGCGGCGGGAAAAACGACAAUUCUAUACCAGUUAAAACUGGAGGAACCCGUCACCACUAUUCCAACUAUAGGAUUUAACGUCGAAACGGUCGAAUACAAAAAUAUCAGUUUUACUGUAUGGGACAUAGGCGGACAGGACAAAAUCCGUGUUUUAUGGCGGCUUUAUUAUCAAGAAACCCAAGGACUUAUUUUCGUUGUGGACAGUAGCGAUAGAAAUCGCGUUGCAGAAGCGAAAAACGAGUUGUUUCGACUUCUAGCCGAGGAUGAACUUCAGGAAGCUGUUCUUUUGAUCUUUGCAAAUAAACAAGAUCUACCAAACGCCAUGUCUACCGCCGAGCUGAGCGAGAAGUUAGGGCUGCACAGUUUAAAGGGAAGAAGCUGGUUUAUUCAGGCAACGUGCGCGCUGAAAGGCAAAGGACUUUACGAGGGUUUGGAAUGGCUUUCUCAACAGAUUCGAGAACAACAGAUCAAAUUUACAUGAAACCGUGGUUAACAAGUUGCUUCAGUCAAUGGGAACCCGGUCUUCACCUCAACGCUACGUACAGGGGAGAAAUCAGAAGGAAAAGAUCUCGGUUCAUCUGAAAAUCAGGGCAUUCAAUACGUCGGACGGGACUCAGGAAAAAAUAUAGAAGAGGGAACGUGAAAAACCCAAAAAAAACGAGACAACUUUACCGCACAAUUAAACUGCCAACGUACAAUGACACAAUGUAUUGAUUGAUAGUUUGUUAUUUACGCUUUGCCAACUUGAA
Molecule: messenger RNA, 1947 nt
Organism: Orbicella faveolata
Lineage: Eukaryota; Metazoa; Cnidaria; Anthozoa; Scleractinia; Merulinidae
Product: ADP-ribosylation factor 1 pseudogene
Source: RefSeq, a predicted model, not a curated record